GCUUCGUCCUUCGGCUUCGUCCUUCGACUUCGUUCUUCGGCUUCGUUUCCGCAACCUCCUUCCCCAAUCGUCUCCUGGGUCCGCUCCCCUUGGACAUCAGUCUUGGACGCCGGUCCUGCACAUUUGUCCUACACAUCUGUCCUGCACAUCCGUCUUGGACGACCCACUUGGAUUUCAAGCCUCGGCUCGUCCCUCCCGACCUUGCCUAUCCACAGUCCCCAGUCCUUCGCUCCCGUCUUCCCACAAUCGCCCCCGCAUCCCCCGUCGGCAUGAAACUCUCGCUGUCACUCCUCACCGGCUUCGUGGCCUCGGCUGCCCUGGCCUCGGCCCAGAGCAUCGACUUUUUGCCCUGGGAUCCCACUCUCCCCCAGACCUGCAAGGACGCCUUCAACCAGACCGGCGCCCUCGGUCAGCUCGUCGGCUCCUGCGGCGGCUCUGGCCUGUUGACAAUUGCCUCGGCCCCCGGCGCCUUUGCUGUCGACGGCUCCUUCGUCCUGUCGCUCUGCAGCUCGGAUUGCGCCUCGGCCGUGCAGACCUUUUCCAUCUCGCUGUACCCGUACUGCGGCACCUCGUCGAUCUUCCUGGCCUCCAACAACCCCAGCGACAGCUUCUUCUCGACCGUCCUUGGCGGCAUCACCGUCCCCGAGAUUGCCCUGACCAUCUCGGCCUUGACCACCAUCGGAUGUCUCCGUGACAGCUCGAACGGCCAGGGAUACUGCCUGCUGCAGAACUAUGCCAACUUCCAGAGCAAGAUCCCGGGUCUGUCGCAGGAUCCCAACAACACCGCCGCCCCAUCGCUCCUCUCCAUCUUCCCGCCUGUUUCGCAGGCCCAGAACCAGAACGUCAUGUGCACGUCCUGCGUCCAGCGCCAGUACCAGACCUCGACCAACGCCACCACCUUCUCAUUCUUCCGGUUCCUCAAGCCUUACACCGAUGCCCUCUCGGCCAGCGUGCCCAAGUGUCCUGGUGUCGUUCCCGUCACUCCCUCGCCGCCGCCGCCGUCUGGCAACACCACCAACACCAACACCACCACCCCGGCCUCGCCUUCUGGCAACUCGACCCAGUCCGCCAAUGCUACCGGCACCGCCUCGGCCUCAGCAUCGGCAUCCUCGGCUUCGGCAUCCGCCUCGGCUUCGCCUGCCCAGCUCGUUGCCCGUGGGCUGAAGGCCUCGGCUGCCGACUCGACCGUGCGACCCGCCUCGGUGGUCCUGACGCUGGUCUCGUCGCUUGUCGUCCUGGGACUGACUGCCAUGGUGCAGUAAGAGCCAGACGCCUGUCCUACCCUCAAGAUCCCCCCCCCGCUGCCGUCGUCGCCACCAAUUAUUCAAUUGCCCACCGCCGCUCCUGUAUCCUGUGUUUGUCAUGUUUCGCUCUACCCUUGCUUGACAGACUUCCAUGAGCUUUGCAGACCGUCGACCUUUGCCCCUUCUAAGCUGCCUUGCCCAGCAAUCUAGAUUUGUCCUCCCCUCUCCGCCGUCCCACAGCUACCCCCGUAUUCACAUCAUGUCGCUUUGCUCUUGUUGCUUUUUGCUUGCUCUGGAUGGCUUGAUGGGUAUGCGUUGCCCACGUCUUGCCAAAGUACUUCUCCGUACCCGAUCUGCUGUCCAAAGCACACACAUUGCUUCUUUGCCCCCCCCCGACUCUGCCCCUUCAAUACAUUGAUCUGUUUAAAUCUCCAGACCGGU
Messenger RNA from Polychytrium aggregatum, 1685 nucleotides. RefSeq lists its product as uncharacterized. The record is from RefSeq and is a predicted model, not a curated record. The transcript has a single exon. The coding region runs from base 270 to 1262 and encodes 330 amino acids. Lineage: Eukaryota; Fungi; Chytridiomycota; Chytridiomycetes; Polychytriales.